AUGAAGCCGUCAAGGCCUCUCGCCUUGAUCAAGAACAUAUUCGGCGCGUACCACCAACCUCUGCGUGUCGAAAACAAUGAAGAGAAGCUGUAUAAGAUUAUCACAGGCUCCUUCAGGAAGCAGCUCGAUCAACAGCUUGGACUACAAGCCGAACAAUCUCGAGAUUCGCAACAAGUAAAAGCCGCCAAAUCUUUUCAAGAAACUUCCAACUUGACGCUAUCCUCUCCUACAGACGCGCCUCGAGCGGGACUUGGCAGCGAACACCUCCGCACGAUUCUUUCAAAUCCGCUGUUUAGCUACGAUGCAUCAAAGGCAAAAGGACUGCGGGUGCAAGGGGUCAAGGAUCCAAUGGAUAUCUUUGAGGAGGCAGCUGCCAAGGGGCUCAUGAAUACAUUACGCGCAGCCGGUUGCCUCAAAGCCAAGCACCGUCAAAUAAUGCAAUCAUCUGCCAUGGACCCUAUUACCGUCAUGGCGUCCUCGUCAGCUGGGCAGAGGGUUGUGGAGUGGCUACGGUCCAAUGGCUUCGAGGAAAACUUCAAGUUUAUCAGACCGAAUUCGCCGUUGUUGAAACAGCUCAUGCCAUUCUUGAUUGCUGAAGGGAUGGAGAAUAUGGUGUGGGUUUGGUUGGAUAAGCUUUCCCAGGCUUGCAACGAGAGCAGCGGCAAGCUACAAAAGAUCCAGCAAAAACAACGUGUGCUUCUCUUUGAAAGCCUUGUUGAGAGCAAAUACGAGGGCGCUAUGAGUAUGAACAAUGCAUAUGCCUGCAUGGCGCAGGCCAAAGAGACAUUCCCGUGGCCUAAAGAAGAAGAACCGCCUUUUUAUAUCUUGUCGGCCUGGAAAAAGGUCGCUUGGGAAUCUACAGUUUUGGCGUGGAAACAUGUCAAAAAGUCAUCUCCAAACUUGUUCGAAUUGUUCUACAGCAUCGGACAAGACAACUUUGAACGCCAGAAACUUCAGUUAAAGCAACCCGCGGACCACUAUGGCAUCGAGGUUGCCCAUCUGGCGUUACACCACCCUACAGAACCGAAUGCUGAGCAGGCAGUGAAGCUUCUGCUUGAUAGCAACCGUAUCUGGAUAUCUUGGGCGAAGCAAAACAAAUUAAUGCAGGGCCCGGGUACUUCCCCUGGUAAAGGGACUCUCAGAUUGCGGGCUCUUGGCCUGGAUACCGUCAAAGUGUGCGCGUCGCAAGGACAAAUAGAACGAGCGCGAAACCUUUUAGAUAAGAUGGCUCCAUUUCUUGGCCAAGAUUUCCGCAUGUCUAUCGAUGAUGUACCGGACUUUGACGAGGAAACUCUCGUGGAGAACAACAUGGAAUUUUUGUAUCCGGAUCCUUCGAUAAACUUCGGUAGAUGA
Pyricularia grisea is the source of this 1353-nucleotide messenger RNA. RefSeq lists its product as uncharacterized. Lineage: Eukaryota; Fungi; Ascomycota; Sordariomycetes; Magnaporthales; Pyriculariaceae. The transcript has a single exon. The coding region runs from base 1 to 1353 and encodes 450 amino acids. The record is from RefSeq and is a predicted model, not a curated record.